AUGGGCCCGUGGUCGCGGGUCGUGGGGGCCCUGGACGCGCUCGAGGCUGCCUUGGGCCCGCUCCUCGUCGCGACUGGCCUCUGCCUCUCGGCCUUCAUGCUCUACGCCUUCCUCUACGCGAUGCUACCGCCGCUCUAUGCGCUGCAUGGCGCAUGCGUCGCCUUGGGCCAUGGCGCCGUCGGGCUCUUCCUCUUCGUGCAAAUGCUAUGGAACCACGUCUUGUGCAUUCGCAGCAGCCCUGGCGAAAUGAGCUUGAUGCCGACGAUCUACGAAGAUGCGAUUCUGUGCGACUACUGCAACGCGCCGCAGCCGCCUCGCUGCACGCACUGCCACGCGUGCGAAGCGUGCAUCCUCGAGCUCGACCACCAUUGCAUCUGGAUGAACAACUGCAUUGGCUACUACAACUACCGGUACUUUUGGCUCUACCUCCUCUACGGCUGGCUCAACUGCGCCCACGUCGCGUACCUCGCGGACGCGGCCAUGGCCCAGCGCCCGCAUGACCUCUCGUUUUCGGACCAAGUGCUCUUGCAUUUCCCGUACGUUAUCUGCGUCGGGCUGUCGCUCGCGCUCUUUAGCCUCUGGGUCGUUCACGUCUACCUGCUUGUCGCGGGUCAAACGACCUUGGACCUUCUCAGAAGCGAGCCUUUGCGCAAGACCCUCUCCGUGACGGCGAUGCGGCGAAACGUCGAACGCGUCUUUGGCUCGCCCUGGUGGCGUGCGAUGUUGCUGCCGACGAUCGCGCUCCGACCAGAGAAGCGCCACCGCAAGUUGAGCAGCGUCCCCCACCUCGUCGCAGUGUAAACCCAACGCGAUAAGAAGGUUGUUUGUAC
Saprolegnia parasitica CBS 223.65 is the source of this 830-nucleotide messenger RNA. RefSeq lists its product as hypothetical. The record is from RefSeq and is a predicted model, not a curated record. Lineage: Eukaryota; Oomycota; Saprolegniomycetes; Saprolegniales; Saprolegniaceae. Gene Ontology annotation, molecular function: palmitoyltransferase activity. Bases 1 to 801 code for a protein of 266 amino acids. The transcript is spliced from 3 exons.